This is a messenger RNA of Coregonus clupeaformis (lake whitefish), 968 nucleotides long. RefSeq names its product ubiquitin-conjugating enzyme E2 N-like. The transcript is spliced from 5 exons. The record is from RefSeq and is a predicted model, not a curated record. NCBI's taxonomy places the organism in Eukaryota, Metazoa, Chordata, Actinopteri, Salmoniformes, Salmonidae. Bases 1 to 501 code for a protein of 166 amino acids. Gene Ontology annotation, biological process: protein K63-linked ubiquitination; DNA damage tolerance. Gene Ontology annotation, cellular component: nucleus. Gene Ontology annotation, molecular function: ubiquitin conjugating enzyme activity.
AUGCCACCAGACCACAGAAGUGAUCCCACAGCUGCCACCAGUGACUACCCCUGCAGGAUUAUAAAGGAGACUCAGCGUUUGCUGGCCGAACCCGUUCCUGGAAUAAAGGCAGAGCCUGAUGAGGCGAAUGCACGCUACUUCCAUGUGGUGAUUUCAGGACCCCAGGACUCCCCUUUCGAAGGAGGCACCUUUAAACUUGAACUCUUUCUGCCAGAAGAAUAUCCCAUGGCAGCUCCCAAAGUGCGAUUCAUGACCAAAAUCUACCAUCCCAAUGUGGACAAGCUGGGUAGGAUAUGCCUAGACAUCUUGAAAGAUAAGUGGUCCCCAGCCUUGCAGAUCCGCACAGUGCUGCUAUCAAUCCAAGCAUUAUUAAGCGCUCCUAACCCUGAUGACCCACUUGCAAACGAUGUUGCAGAGCAGUGGAAAUCAAACGAAGCCCAAGCCAUUGAGACAGCUCGGACAUGGACCAGGCUUUACGCGGGAAACAGCAUUGAGGUAUAGAAGAAAGCAGACGGGCGCUGGAUGUAAACACAACCAAGAUGAUCUCCUUUAUUUGCAUUUAAAGGACACAGUCUUAGACAAAAAACAAGAUAAAAGCAAGCAAAAAAACAGUAAAGAAUAUAUUUAAAAGAAAACGAGACUACUGCAGACCUCUGGUGAUUUUAUGACACAUAGCAAUGUGUUUUGUCUUUGUCCCUGCUCACCGCUCGAAUGCAUGGACAGAGGCUGAUGCCCAACCACAGCUUUCUGUUUCUCCACUGGGGGGUGAGCGACAAGUCUCGGCCCACCACCGAGGGGUUGCAAACACAGGAAAUCGCCCUGGACCCACAGUCAUAGAACGGGUCAGUUUAGUCAAAGGUCAAUAAACUGGGGAGUUGGUGACACAGCCACCAGGUACCCACCCAUUUGAGAAAUGUCCACUUGAGGUUAUGCCGCCUAGCCCCUUGUUGAAUUUAGCGUAACCUUUG